AAUCACGAGAGACUGAUCCCAAAUCCCUAUGCCUGGAAGUAUCUAAAGCAGCCGAUAAUGAUGAAUUUAUUGAAUAUAAUGUUGCUAAGGAAUGUAUUGAGAGCUUUCCUUUUGAUGCUAAAUUCGCUAAAGAAACGAUUGACGCUGUGUCACACUUCAUGUCAAAUUAUUAUGCUUUCCUUGACGAGGCCAAUGAAGAACCACCAAAGGGAUUUACUUAUCAACCUGAAGCUUUAAGAAAUACUAUUUUCAAAUUAAAAGAUGACCAUACAAGAAUUGUUAAUAUUUGCUAUCAGAAUUUUGUUUAUGAUCAAAACCUAACUUUAUACUCUGUAGUUACGACCGAUAAAGAAAAAUAUAAAACACAGACCCCCGAAAUUGAUGGAAAACCUACAUUACAAGCAAUAAUUGAAUUUGCAAAUAAUAGUAUUUCAUAUUCAAAAGAUUUGGAGUCCGAUUCAACAUGUAUUACAUAUAAUUUAAAAUGUCCGAAAAAAUCAUUUAAAUUAGAAAGAGAAUGGGCUAUUGUAUACGAUUGUACUUCUGAUAGCUUUUUCUUACAAGAUACUUCUACUUCAAGUAGCAAUGGUACAAAAUUAACGUCAAGAGAUAAAGCUACAGAGUCGACUUCAAAUAAAAAUUUUAAAGCGUCGGCAUCAAGGAAUAAAAAAAACAAAAAGUCACAAAUUAAACACGCGAAAUUAGUAACUGAAGAUUUUUACUUAGUAAAUAACGGAACAGUUGGUGUCGCAGUAAUUACUGAGGAAAGUGAAAAAACUACUAUAUUCUCUCUAGUAGAUGGUCUUGAUAAAUUAAAUAACCUAGGUGUAAAAAAGCUUAUUUUAGAUAUGUCAAAUAAUCUUGGUGGAGACGUUUCU
Molecule: messenger RNA, 878 nt
Organism: Dentiscutata erythropus
Lineage: Eukaryota; Fungi; Glomeromycota; Glomeromycetes; Diversisporales; Gigasporaceae
Source: the annotation of a GenBank genome assembly